Messenger RNA from Zasmidium cellare ATCC 36951, 921 nucleotides. RefSeq lists its product as uncharacterized. The record is from RefSeq and is a predicted model, not a curated record. The transcript has a single exon. Lineage: Eukaryota; Fungi; Ascomycota; Dothideomycetes; Mycosphaerellales; Mycosphaerellaceae. Gene Ontology annotation, molecular function: oxidoreductase activity. Bases 1 to 921 code for a protein of 306 amino acids.
AUGUACCAAGCACAAAUCGACACCUGGGGUGCAGCACCCAAAUACAUCCAAGUCCCAGACCUCCCCCAACCGACCGCCGACGAAGUCCAAAUCAAAGUCUCUGCAGUCGGUAUCCACAACGUCGUCCGCUCGCGAGCCUCAGGAAAACACUACUCCUCGGGCUCCCUCCCCCACAUCCCCGGCAUCGACGGCGUAGGCCACCGCACGACCGACAACAAACUCGUAUACUUCUGGACCUUCGGUACCGGCGUCCUCCGCGAAUACGUGAACCUCCCCAAAACCAGCGUCUACGAACUCCCCGACGAAACCGACCCCGUCCAACUCGCCAGCUCCAUCAACCCGGCCAUGUCGAGCUGGAUGACCUUCAAAGGCCGCACGAAGGACCUCCCCAAGGACUUCACGGUCCUGAUCCUCGGCGCGACUUCCGCCUCCGGCCGGAUAGCAAUCUCCAUAGCGCGAUCCCUCGGCGCGAAGAAAGUCAUCGGCGCGGCGAGAUCCCAAGCCUCGCUAGACACCCUCCCCCUAGACGAAAAAAUCCUGAUCCCUGAAAAUGUCUCUGAGACAGACUUCACCCACCUCGACGACGUCGACGGAGUGCUGGAUUACAUCUACGGCCCUUUGGCCCUGCACCUCUUCUCCUCGCUCAAGACGCCCAAACCCGUGCAAUACGUCCACAUCGGCGCCGUGUCGGGCGUGCAAGAGAUCAAUCUCCCGGGGGCCUUGUUGAGGUCGAAGGAUAUUACGAUAAGGGGGUCCGGGCCGGGGAGUUGGCAGAUGGGGGAUUUUGCGAGGAGUUUGCCGGAGUUGUUGGGGAUUGUGAGUAGGUUGAAGGAGAAGGGGCCGGUGAAGGUGGUGAGGAUGGAGGAUGUGGAGGCGGAGUGGGGGUUUAAGGGAAAGGAGAGGUUGGUUUUUGUGCCUUGA